Messenger RNA from Acipenser ruthenus (sterlet), 8175 nucleotides. RefSeq names its product interferon-induced very large GTPase 1-like. Gene Ontology annotation, molecular function: GTP binding; protein binding. The transcript is spliced from 5 exons. Bases 672 to 6746 code for a protein of 2024 amino acids. The record is from RefSeq and is a predicted model, not a curated record. Lineage: Eukaryota; Metazoa; Chordata; Actinopteri; Acipenseriformes; Acipenseridae.
UUUAAGAACUAAAGGAUGUUUAAUAUUAUAAAUCAGGUGAUGCUUUGGGAUGCGUCUGCGAGUUAAAGACCGUGAAUCAGAGGGGGUGUACUAUCUUAUAGGAGGCACUUUUUCACGCUACAUCGGUUUUGGACAGCUACUAUAGUUAAUAGCAAUAUUGAACGUAUUUGAUACCUGUACAAAGUUAUAAACUAAUAUAUUAUAACACCGAAAAUGGUAGCUCGGAUUUAUGGGCGUGUAUCGAAGAAGGAGGAAGUAAAGUCAAAAAUGUUUUGUGUGGGCAUGCGUACUUCGCAGCUCAUAGCUGAGAAUUUCAUAACACCUCUACGUCGGCGCGGAAAAGAGCAGAAACGAAACAGCGCAGCGCAUAACAAAAUGUGAAACGAAACUCAGAUUGAGGAUUUUUUUUUAGAUCAAGUGGGACAGAGACGUACAGCGGCGCUGUUGUGCCUAAUUUCGAGUGGGUGGCGAUUUCUUUUCGCGAUUCAGCGAACACAGUAAAACAACAAGAUAAUCGAGCGUUUUUUCAUUAUUUAUUGGCGACACACAGUCAUUUGCUGGGGGAGUUCUGUAGAUGCUGGAGUGAUUCUUGGUGAACAGUGGAGUAAAAGUGAAAAGACGUCAGGAAAAUAAAAAGAAGGAAAGUCAAAAAGGAGGAAGGAACCUCAGAGAUGUCCUCCGAGAAGAGCGUGCCAGGUGAGGGGGCUCGAGAGGCUGAACUCCAGGUAGAAAUGAAGAAAAUGCAGGUUAGCCAAAUCACUCACUUUCCUGAGAACAGCAGAGAAGUGCCCAGCUCAGAGAGAGAACUGGACGCUACACCCAUCAUCCCAAAUCCUCAAGACCAGGAUAGCCCUGAGGGUCCAGCAGACACGUCACCUAUCACCUCUACUGCUCCUGGACCAAAUAUCCCUGAGAUUGCUGAAGACACUACACCUGCCACCACUACACAAGAUCACAAUACCCCUGAGAUUGCUGAAGACACUGCACCUGCCACCACUGCUCAAGAUCACAAUACCCCUGAGAUUGCUGAAGACACUGCACCUGCCAUCUGCACUGCUCAAGAUCACAAUACCCCUGAGAUUGCAGAAGACACUACACCUGCCACCUGCACUGCUGAAGGUCACAGUAUCCCUGAGUUUGCAGAAGAUGAGUCAUCUGUCACCUCCAGUGCACCAGCAGACAAUAUCCCUGAGAUUACAGGAGGCACUACACCUGUCAUGGGUCCAUCAGAUACAUCAUCUGUCAUCUCCACUGCUCAAGGUCAAGGCAUCCCUGAAUUUGAUGAAGAUGAGCCACCAGAUACAUCAUCUGUCAUCACCACUCCUCCAGAAUCUACAGUCCCUAAGGAUCCAGCAAACAGUCCAUCCACUACCCCAGCGUCUGUGUCCCCUCCUGGAGAGAUAAAGAUAGACUCAGUGGAAAUCGAUUCUGUCUCUCUGAGCUGGAGCAGUCCUGACAAUAUGGAUGGGAUCCCACACAGCUUUUACAUUACCUACUCUAGCUCUGAUAAGAGUCACCAAGACUCCAUCACUGCACCCUCCAAUUCCACUGUCAUCUCUGAGCUGAGACCUGGGAAAGAGUACAGCUUCACAGUCACCACAGUGCUGAAGAAUGGGACCCAGAGCACGCCUGUUUCAACAGCUGUCUGUACAAAACCGUCUCCUCCUGGAGAGAUAAAGAUAGACUCAGUGGGAAGCAACUCUGUCUCUCUGAGCUGGGGCAGUCCUGACAAUAUGGAUGGGAUCCCACACAGCUUUCACAUUACCUACUCUAGCUCUGAUAAGAGUGACCAAGACUCCAUCACUGCAGUUUUCAAUUCCACUGUCAUCUCUGAGCUGAGACCUGGGAGAGAGUACAGCUUCACAGUCACCACAGUGCUAGAGAAUGGGACCCAGAGCACGCCUGUUUCAACAUCUGUCUGCACAAAAACACAUCUCGAAGAUUUGCUGUGCAGGCUGGGACUGGAGAAAUGCUUCCCAGGCAAGAUUACGUUGAGUACUGUCCUUGAGAUCGGUACAGAGAGUAUUACAGAUGAACCGAUUCAGUCACUGAAAAAACUCCCCUGGUGCUUUCUGAAAAGUCUCAUGAUGGUAAAUGUGACAGCUCGGAGUACCAAGUGCAGUGCUGCUGAGACAGAUACAGACUCGGCAUUGCAAGACCUUGAUAGUGUUCUUGAACUUAUAGCUAGUAAUGAUGAUCAAGACACAAAUAUAAUCAAUCCACUUGAUCUCUUGGCAGCAGUCUUUCUCUGCUCAGAUAGCUUCCUGCAGCAGGAAAUGAUGUCGAAAAUGUCGAUGUGCCAGUUUGCUGUACCUCUCUUGCUCCCUGACUGCAGCACCAGUCAGUGUACAUUAAUGCUGUGGGCCAUGCGAGAUAUUGUGAAGAAGUUUAGACCCCGUUCAUUAAUUGACUCAAAAGGGUUUGUAGAAGACAGUAUAGUCAGCACUGCCAUGCCAAUGAUCUCUUUUGUCAGGCUGGGUGACUGCAGUUUAUCAAAGUCUCAGAUUCUGAAUCAGGUUCUCAGUAACCCCCAGCAGUACCAUGAUUUCUUUAUCCAUCGUGAUAUGGAAUGUGGUGACGUUCCACGGAGAAUUGCAAAUGGUCUAGUGGAAAUAGGCUGGUACCUGCCUUGUGGAAAGAAAAACUUGGACAUCUUUCCAGAACCUGUAGCUGUUGCCAACCUUCGUGGAGAUCUCCUUUCCUUUCAGAAACAGUUUUCCAUUUUAUGUCAAACAUCCUCGGCAGUCUUCAUAUUUUUUGACAGUAUUGCGGACAGCGAGUGCAAGCUCUUGUCCUCUGCAGGAGAUAUUAAAGCCCAAUUGUAUUUGGUUGGAAAUUUUCCAAAUAAGACAGAGAAAAACAUACAUUCUCUGAGAGACUUGGGAUCAAAAUUACAAUUAAGUGGAAGUCAGAUCCUAUUUAAGAAACAGCAGACCAAUGAUGCAGAGUUUGUGGCAAAACUGCGCUCAACUAUGAAUGACAUCAUGGAAAACUGUCAACACAAAAUGACCAUUGAAGGCAUGUCUGCUGAAGCACAUGAAUUGGGGAUUCCUGUAGAUGAAGACUGCACUAAAUGUCAGAACGCUAAGACAAGUGCUGCAGAAAUCACAUCUAGAAUCAACGAUGUGGUGCGAUAUAAAGAGGAUCAGUUGCCAUUGCAAGGGAAGCUUUGGAAGGAGCUGGCUAAAAUAGAAAAGGAGGAGUGCAGACUACGGAAGGCAGGAAGCAAGCCUAUUGAAGAAUAUAAAUCCAAUCUGCGAAGUGAAAAACAGAAACUGAGAAAACAGCAAAUCCGUUAUAAUAUAUCUGAAGCAAUGCAGUGUUUCAUCGCUGCCCUAUCCAAUGAAAGCAAAGAAGAACGAUCCUAUUUUCUAAAGUGGAUGAGGAUGAACUUGGAUGUUACGGCACGAAAGAAACUUUCUGGUCUUCGUGAUGAAUACAAAGACAAGUGUUGCAAGUUCUCAGAGAACAAAGAGAUAAUUGCAGUCUUGGAUAGACAAAUAUCAGACAGCUCUUUAGGAAUGGAACAUUUCAUGCGUGAGAUGGGACAGCUUUAUGAAGCAGCGUGCUCCCUUCCUGACAAUGCUGAAUCUCGCCAGCAGUUUAAACAUCUUCCCAGUUUGGGGGCAGAUCUGCUGUUGGAUGGCUUCCCUCUUGAGCUGGUGGAUGGAGAUGCAUCAAAUAUCCCUGUAAGGUGGGUGACUGAUGUUCUAACUGAGCUCCACAGGAAAGUCCAACACAAGAGCAGGCUGCUGGUUGUAACAGUGCUGGGAGUCCAAAGCACUGGGAAGUCUACCCUCCUCAACACAAUGUUUGGGGUUCAGUUUGCAGUUAGCAGUGGCAGAUGCACAAGAGGAGCCUUCAUGCUGUUAAUCAGAGUCAAAGAGGAUCUUAAAGAAGAGCUGAACUGUGAUUUUAUCUUGGUAAUCGACACUGAAGGUCUCAAAUCUCCAGAACUGGCACAACUAGAAGACAGCUACGAACAUGACAAUGAGCUUGCAACACUGGUUGUAGGUUUGAGUGACGUCACCAUAAUAAACAUUGCAAUGGAGAACUCCACAGAGAUGAAGGAUAUCCUGCAGAUCGUGGUGCACGCCUUUCUUAGAAUGAAGGAAGUGGGGAAGAAACCAAACUGUCAGUUUGUGCACCAGAAUGUGGGGGACGUGUCUGCUCAUGACAACAAUGCAAGGGACAGGAAUAAGCUUCUAGAACAGCUGAAUGAGAUGACACAGGCAGCUGCCAGGAUGGAAAAGAAAGGACACAACACAAAAUUCACUGACAUAAUGGAGUAUGAUGCAAAGAAAAAUAACUGGUACAUCCCAGGCCUGUGGCAUGGUAACCCUCCAAUGGCUCCAGUGAACACCGGCUACAGUGAGACUGUGUAUCAGUUCAAGAAGAGCUUGAUUGAAGUUUUGAAAAACGCCAACAAGCAAAAACCUCCUGCACCAGUUACAGAGUUCCUGGAGUGGGUGGGGAGUUUGUGGAAAGCUGUUAAAUAUGAACAUUUCAUCUUCAGCUUCAGAAAUAGCCUGGUGGCUGAGGCUUACAGUAAUCUGUGUGUCGAAUAUAAUAAAUGGGAAUGGGACUUCCGGAAGCACAUGUACAACUGGCUGGCGAACGCAGAGACAAGGAUUUCUAACCUUGACACCUCAAACUAUGAAGACUUCUCCAGCGGUUUAAAAGCCGAGGCAUCUGCCGAAUUGGCAAAGGAAGAAAAUCAAAUGCUGCAGAAUCUGACAGAUUAUUAUCAGAAAAAUAACGGCCACGUUAAUCUUGUGGAAAAGCACAGAGAAGACUUUGUGAGCUGCAUUAAAAGUCUUCGGAGAGAAAUCGAACGCUCCGUCAACAACAAAUGCGAGAACGCCAUUGCUAUACACAAAGGGAUGAAGAAAAUGUACGAUAAUCGAGAAGAAUACACAGCAGUAAUUGAAGGGAAAGUACAGAGCUUACUAGAAACAUGUAGGGAGAGAAACAGUCCUUUAACUGAUGAGGAGCUGCAGAAAGACUUCGAGGAAAUGUGGAAUCAGACAGUCUCUGAACUGAAGUUUCAAGCUUUAGAGACACGAGCUGUUGCAUCAGACAUACUGAAUCAAUUGAGAGCGAAUUUAGAAAGGCACGGCAGUCAGGUUCAGAAGGAAUUAAGUGAGGUGGAAGAUUUGACUGACUGUGGGAAAGAACACUUCAUUGCGCAUGCGCAGCACUUUGAAAGCUCAGACUACCAGAAAAUGAAUGAGAAGCCGGCUAAAACGAAAACAUUUUUUUCAAAUCGGUUCAUGAAUCUGUUCAAAAGACAACCUGAAGAGCCUUUAGCCAAAGAAUUGGAAAACAGAGCAACUGAGAAGGCACAUGAAAUCAUUCAAAAGUGCAGGCAGUUUGUUUUAAGUAAAGCACGGAGUAAAUCUGAUUACCAUGAUAUAUGUACCAUGGAGUUACUGCAAAUGAUAGAUAAAGAGUUGAAAAAUGAAGAGACAGUGAAGACCAAUGCCCAGUUUGAACUCUAUCUAAAGCUCCACAUCUGUGGCUACGCUGCCAGGAAGUUUCAGAAGAUGCAUGAGGACUUCAAUGAAAAAAAUGACCCCAAGAAAGCUCUGGAAAAAUUUAGACCUCAGUACUGUUCAAACUUCAUAGAUCUUUACCAUGAGAAGGAUCAGUGCCGAAAAACGGCUGAAGAAUUCACUGAGCGCUGCCUCAAGCCUGCAGUGAGGGUGUAUAUCAACAAAGCCCUUGGGAUAGACAUUGUAGAUGAAAUGUUGACCGGUGCACACUCUGUGAAAUACAGCUCCCGGUCGUUUUUCCAGUUCUCCAUUUUAAAGCAGAUUCUGGAAGAAGAUAAUUUUGGAAUCUAUGUGGAGUACAUUAAAAACUACGAAACUUUCGUAAAGGGCUGGAUAUCGGAUCAGAUUGUCCAGUAUUUUACAAGAGAUGCUAAGAUUGGGGAUUUAGAAACGAAACUUCUCGAAACAAUAACAAAAAAGAUUCAAGCGGCUAUUGAAAAUGCCCAGAAGGAAACGGCAGAGAGCCAAAGCACAACAAAGUUUAUUCAGAUGAUCAGCAGGAAUCUGAAUAAGGACCUCGUGAUCAGCAGGGAGGAGUUAGGAGCAGUGCUGUUUCUAAAGAAUUCAAACCAUAAGGAGUUUGCUAAAUAUCUCCAGGGUCUUGUGAAUGAACUGACAGGUACUCUAAGGGCUGAAUUUUCUCAACAAUGCGACGCUGAGAAGAAACUUGUCAAUCUACCCUUCAAGCCGCAGGACGAGCUCUUCAAGAGGGUGUUUGGCUGUGGAAAGCAGUGUCCGUUCUGUAAGGUCCCCUGUGAGGCAGGAGGCAAGGACCACAAACAACACCACGCAUCCGUGCAUCGACCACAAGGGCUGGGUAUGUACAGAUGGUCAGACUCUAAAAAACUCCAUGUAAAUAUAUGCUCAACUGAUGUACACAGUGAUCAGAAAUUUCAGAGUCCUGAAACAGAGUGGAAGGCUCAUCCCUAUAAAGACUAUCGGAGAUUCUACCCUGACUGGAACAUUGCCCCCGAUGCCAGUAUUGAAGCCUCUGACUACUGGAAGUACGUCCUGACUGCAUUUAAUAAACAAUUUGCAGAGGAGUAUAAGGCACAGCCUGCUGACAUCCCAGCAGAAUGGAAAACCAUAACAAAAAGAAACGCAAUGAAGUGUCUGAAUAAGUUGUUCAAUGUUAAAACAUCAGCUGCCCAACCUGCAGGUAAAUACAAAGCUAAUAUCACUGGAUUUUAAUGAGCUUUUCUUUUUAAAGGGGGUACAAAGAUGCCGCCUAACCUUUUCUGACAGAAAUACAUUUUAAUGUAAGAUAAAAACAAGUCAGUAUGUUUUCUUGGUUUAUUUUCUCUGGGAUAUGAAAAAAGAUAUUCCUCAAAACAGACUUCUUUAACAACAUCUCAAACUUUAUCUGUAAAAUAAUUUGCCAAGGUGAAGUCAGCUUUAGCAGCAAUACUAGACAGUUUGUGCUUUUGGCAAUUCAUGAUUGUGUGAUUGGUAAAGCUUUCUAUAUUUUAGAAUGUACUUUUAUACAGGGGAAAAUACAUUUCUGUGUAAAGUGAAAGUUUCAUGAUUUUUUUUCUCUCUCUUCUAUUUUUCUAAUAGAUUAACAAUGUACUUUUAUAAAGAGAAAUACAUUUCUGUCAAGUGAAAUACAUGUUUUUUUCUCUCCUGAUUUUCUAAUAGAUUAAACAAUGUACUUGCACACUUUUGAUAGGUGUGGGAUUUGAUAAACAACUGAUGAUGUUUUGUAAAAAUAAAGUUUAACUAAACUUCAAACAAGCGUGCUUUCUCUUAACGAGUGAACCAAAAAACUUCAAUUUUAAAAUCUUGGACCUCCUAAUGCUACUCCAGGAUUACUGCUAAUCAGGGUCUGUGAGAGCAGAGGCAUGUUGGGUUAGGGUUCAAUGUCAUGGUCACCAACACAUUAAUAAAACACUGCAAAUAAUAAUUUGAGUGCUUUAAAUGGUCUCUGAGAUACAAGAUCUUAAUAUGUUUUAAUUGGACAAUACCCUUAUCCUAAUUAUCUUAAGAAUCACUGAAUACACUUGGGUAGUUGUGAAGCUAACAUCUCAAUAGGUUUAUAGCAGGGCUUUUCAAACUGGGUCCUGGGGACCCCUUGGGUCUGCUGGUUUUCAUUCCAACCCAGCUCCCAAUCACUUAACUAGACCCUUAAUUGAACUGAUCAUUUGCUUAAGUAGACCUUUUUUACUUGUUUUCAGUUCUUUAACAGUUGCAGUUCAAGUUAUUUAUUAUUAUUUAUUUAGCAGACGCCUUUAUCCAAGGCGACUUACAGAGGCUAGGGUGUGUGAACUAUGCAUCAGCUGCAGAGUCACUUACAAUUACGUCUCACCUGAAAGACGGAGCACAAGUGAACAGGGAACUUGGAGUUAGUUACAGCUUGUUCAGAGUUGUAAAGUACAAGUUCAACCAACUGUGGCUAAAAGAUUUCCCCUGGCUUAAGUUUGACAAUGUUAAAAAAAAAAUCCAUGUUUUGCACGUUUUAUCAGGAUGCAAGGGAACUGAUGGCAGGCAAGGCUGCAUUUUUAACAGGGAGCCAGAAGUUCAAACAUGAAAAUAUAUUAAACACAGUGCUUCAAAAUGGCAUGCAAUGGUGCGUAGAGGCAGACCAGCCCGCUGCCAUAAACAGCCAAGCAGCGCCUUCUGA